Molecule: messenger RNA, 504 nt
Organism: Salvelinus sp. IW2-2015
Lineage: Eukaryota; Metazoa; Chordata; Actinopteri; Salmoniformes; Salmonidae
Source: RefSeq, a predicted model, not a curated record
AUGUAUGAUUACUACAAGGUGAGAGGUCAGGGGUCAGGGGUUAGACUGCUCUAUGAUUACUACAAGAUCCCAAGAGACAAGCGACUGCUGGCCAGCUCUAAAGCACCAGAGACAUCAGCCCCUGACUCCCAGGGGAACCUGGAGAAUCGUGUUCAAGGGCUAAAAUCUGAACCUGUCAACCUGUCUCUUAACAUCCAGCAGCUGGACUGUACAGACAGGCAAGGGUAUGGAGGGGCACCUGGGGAGGCAGUGGGAGCUGUGGUGAAGACUGAGGACCAGACGUCUUGCUACAUGGCUCUUGGGGGUCCGGGGGGGCCUGGGGGGUCGUACAGGGGAGAGGGGGAGCGGCAGCAGGUCCGGGUGGUUUAUGAGCAGAUCAAUCCCAAUUCCGUGGUCAGCCCUGUCAGCCAUGUUGGGAGACACAGAGGCUACACGAAGGAGGAACAGAGUCAGAAGAGUUCUCCAGACAGCACCAACGAUGCCUCGUACCCYGAGGAGCAGGAG